AUGUCGAUGCCAGGCGCCUUCUCCCCGGAUCUCUCGCCCUUCGAGCCCGACUCGAAGAAGGACGAAUCCUCGGUCAACCCUCCAGCUCUCCGCCUCGACCAACCCCCCGACGCCUACUCCCUCCACACAAACGACCCCUACUUUGAUGACGUCGCCGCCGCCGCCUCCUCCUCGGCAGCACACGACCUUCCGCCGUCCUACACGGACGAACCUCAAAACCAAUCCUCUGGCACCAAAGGACACCCUGUUACGACAACCACAACCGCCCUUCUCGCAGACGAAGCCGGCCCCUCCCCGCUCCUCUUCCGCAAGGAUCCCGUCACCGGCGCCGAGAUCCACACCUCUCGCCGCCUCGACACCGACCCGACCUACCUCGAAUCCCACAUCACUGCCCUCGCCGAGCUCCCACCCCGACCGCACGUCCGCAUCCGCGGCACCCACAGUGAGAGCGUCCGCAAGCGCGACGACAAGACCGAGACGAAGACGGUCGUCGACUUUGACGUUCGCCUCGACCUCACACCCUUCCUCUACCGCGACAUCGCCGCCCGCCGCUCCUGGCGCGAGCUGCGCACCGCCGACAACUUCCAAAAGGUCCGCCGCGGCACCGUCUUUCCCACCCGCGCUCCGGGCUUCGGCGGCUCGUCUUCGUCGUCCGACAGCAUCGGGGCCGACGGGAGCAGGCAGCCCACCCUGCGGGAGUGGUGCCACCGCUACUGCGCGUCCCACGCGGGGCUCAAGACCUUUACGCUGCUUCGGACCGUGACGGGCUUCGACGACGACGAGAAGCUCAAGGGCAGCCUCGAGGACCUCGUCCGCGCGACCCACUACCGAGGCCACAUUGACGUCUCGUUCCCCGUUCAGGACGCCCGCGUCGACGUCUACAACACGUGCCGUGUGAACCGCUGGCGCUCGACGACCUGGGUCCGCUGGCUGUUCUACCUGACCUUCCUCUGGGUCUUUGCCUGGCCGUACCUCUUCUUCCGCACCAAGCGCUUCGAGGUCGUCGAGGCCGAGUGGCCCUUUUCCCGCCGGCGGAGAGACCCGCAGACGGGCAGGGUCACGGGGCGCGAGUACGUUACCCUCUCGGAGCUCGACUGGUUCAACAUGUGGGGGCGGGCCAUCUCCAAGGCCGUUCUUGAGAGGCGGCAGGGCGAGCUGGACCAGCGCGACCUGAGAGACGCCGAGGGAAGGCAGGACACCAGCUUCGAGGAGGUCCUCGCGGGUAUCGAUGGGGAGACGACGAGGGGCCUCGUGAGGGCCGGCGUUAGUGCGAUGAACGUCGUCAACCGGCACUUUGGAUGGGGAGGUGAUUGCUGA
Molecule: messenger RNA, 1317 nt
Organism: Colletotrichum spaethianum
Lineage: Eukaryota; Fungi; Ascomycota; Sordariomycetes; Glomerellales; Glomerellaceae
Exons: 1
Coding region: 1-1317 (438 amino acids)
Source: RefSeq, a predicted model, not a curated record